Messenger RNA from Siniperca chuatsi (mandarin fish), 3083 nucleotides. It is a transcript of the gene lpla, whose product is annotated as lipoprotein lipase. Lineage: Eukaryota; Metazoa; Chordata; Actinopteri; Centrarchiformes; Sinipercidae. The transcript has 10 exons. The record is from RefSeq and is a predicted model, not a curated record. Gene Ontology annotation, molecular function: lipoprotein lipase activity; apolipoprotein binding. Gene Ontology annotation, biological process: lipid metabolic process. The coding region runs from base 166 to 1713 and encodes 515 amino acids.
CAUCUGUGACAGACCAUAAGAAACUUUACUUGUAAACCGCCACGCCACACCACUUUCUAUCCGGUCCUCUGUGUUUUAAAAUACACGAUUGGAUACAAAACUGGUCGACCGACAUCCAGAGAACUUUUCAUUCAGGAUAUUUUUAGUAAAAAAAUUCUCAAUAAUAUGGGAAAAGAAAAUAUCUGUUUUUUAACAGUUUGGAUAAUUUUGGGAAAAAUCUUUGCAACUUUUUCUUCUGACCCUGAACCCACCACCACUGUGUUUGUAAACACCACAGUCACUGCUACUCCCCUGCUAACUACUGCUGAAUGGAUCACAGACUACACUGACAUUGUGUCCAAGUUCUCCCUGCGCACAGGGGACAUCCCAGAUGAUGACAUGUGCUACAUUGUGGCCGGCAGGCCAGAAACCAUCAAGGAGUGCGAAUUCAACUCAGAAACACAGACCUUCAUUGUGAUACAUGGCUGGACGGUAACAGGGAUGUUCGAGAGCUGGGUGCCCAAGCUGGUGUCUGCUCUCUACGAGCGUGAGCCCAGCGCCAAUGUGAUCGUGGUGGACUGGCUGACCCGCGCCAACCAGCACUACCCGACCUCUGCAGCCUACACCAAACUAGUGGGCCGCGACGUCGCCAAGUUUGUUACUUGGAUACAAAAAGAGCUGCAGUUGCCCUGGGAGAGGAUUCAUCUGCUGGGUUACAGUCUGGGAGCACAUGUGGCUGGAAUCGCUGGAGACCUCACUGAUCAUAAAAUCAGCAGGAUCACAGGUCUGGAUCCUGCUGGUCCCACUUUCGAGCAUGCGGACAACCAGGACACUCUGUCCAAAGACGACGCCCAGUUUGUGGACGUCCUGCACACCAACACCAGGGGCUCCCCGGACCGCAGCAUCGGCAUCCAGAGACCCGUGGGCCACAUCGACAUUUACCCCAAUGGAGGCACUUUCCAGCCGGGCUGCGACAUCCAGAAUACAUUGCUGGGUAUCGCAUUAGAAGGCAUCAAGGGACUCCAAAAUAUGGACCAGCUCGUCAAAUGUUCCCACGAGCGCUCCAUCCACCUGUUCAUCGACUCUCUGCUGAACACUCAGCAGCAGAGCAUGGCCUACCGCUGCAACUCCAAAGAGGCCUUUAACAAGGGUCUGUGCCUCAGCUGCAGAAAGAACCGCUGCAACAAGCUUGGCUACAACAUCAACAAGGUCCGCAGGGCCCGCAGCACCAAGAUGUACCUCAAGACCCGUGAAAUGAUGCCUUACAAAGUUUUCCACUAUCAAGUGAAGGUGCAUUUCUUCAGCAAGGACCAACUGAGCUUCACGGAGCAGCCAAUGAAGAUUUCUUUGUAUGGAACCCAAGGAGAGAAGGAGGACAUUUCCUUCGUCCUGCCGGUCCUGAACGGUAACACCACUUUGUCCUUCCUCAUCACCACCGAUGUGGACAUUGGAGACCUGAUGAUUGUGAAGCUGCGCUGGGAGAAGGAUGCAAUCAUCAGCUGGUCAGACUGGUGGGGCAGCAGCAAGUUCCACAUCCGCAAACUGCGCAUCAAGUCUGGGGAGACCCAGUCCAAGGUGAUCUUCAGUGCCAAGGAAGGAGAGUUUGUCGACCUCGUCAGGGGAGGAGAAUAUGGAGUCUUUGUCAAGUCAAAAGAAGACAACAUGAGCCGUAAAGAGAAAUUGAUGCACAAGCUGAGAAUGCAGGGCAGUCUUUUUGGCCAGAACAGCGCUUGAAGUUGCACACACGAACACCCGCCCAUCAUGCACAUCAGCCAUCUAUACAUACAUAGCCAAAGACAGACAGCACACAGCAACACUGGGAGAGCCUUUGCAAGUACCUGGACAUUUACUGAAUGCUGCGUUUUUCUGAUUUUCUUCCUGUUGUGCCUCAUGACUUCAGCUCUCAGUGCAACCAACACAACCUCCUCCACAGUGCUGGAAAUCUACACGUGAGCUCUCUCCUGUCUCUCCUCAAAUUCUGCUACUGAAAAAUGUUACAGGUUUCUUUGUGAUGAUGUGCUCACAUUUGACAAAUUUACACCUUCAGUAGCUUUUGCUGCAUAUCCUUGUAAUCAUUUGUUUAUGCUUUUGUAGCCUAUAUGUACUGCUAAUACUGACUUUGAUGUAUUUUGAACCCCUGAACUGGUGUGUUUUCUUUGCCUAUGUGAACUUGGAUUAUUGUAACUGUAUAAAUGAUUCAGAGUGAAAGGCAUAAUUUAGGCACAUCUUUUUGUUUUGUUUUUAAAUUUUUUAAAUGUGCAAAGUAAUCAUUUUGUCCCUAAAGUUUGUCUUUACCUAACCUCUAUUUGCUAACAAUCAACAGGGACCAAAGAAGUAUUUACUAUCUACUGAAUGCAGAAUCACAACGGUCUUUGUAAAUACUUUUUUUAAUCAGUAUUAUACUGUAUAUAUAUAUUUUGAAUAUGAGUUAUGUGUUAUAUAUAUCUGAUCUCUUGAAGCGUUUCUUGUUCUUUGAUUGCGUUAUUGUUUCACUGGUCACUUUAAAAGGCUCUCUGUCCCCUGCAGCCACUUAGAUGUUAAGGUCACUGAGAUUGCGGUCCAACAGAGAUAUGCAUUUUUUAGUUUUGGUAAUUUUUUCAUGAAAUUGAACUGAGGCCACUUUUUUAAAUGUUCCAGUAAUGGCUAGGUGCUCCUCAAUUACUUCAUGAAUGGGUUAACAGUGUCUCAUCUGCAACGGUUUACCUCACUGAGUAAGCUCAGUCUACAACGUGCCCUUAAUUUGAAAGGUCAAACAUUGCAGAAUUGCUGAAAAUAAACAUAAGCAAGCCUUGGUAAUAUGUGAUGGACUGGCCUAUAUGAUAGCCAUAAUACAUCUCAAGAAUACUUCAUAUUGUAUUUAUUGAAUGUACAUUCAUAUAUUUGUAUAUUAAGCUGUAAUAUAUUUUGGCAGGCUUCCAUUGUCAUCUGUAUUUUUAUAAAUGAAGCGUUUUGUGAUUUUAUGCACAAGGCUUUGGAAAGAUCGAUCAAAUUGGUCUCCAUGCCAGCUGUUCAGUGCAUUUACUUUUAUGAACUGAUAUGCAGUGCACUGUAUAAAUGAAGAGCCCAGGAUGGUUUAAUAAAGAGAUAAAUCACAUAUUUCAAUA